AUGGACAAGUUGCGCACUUCUCUAACAAAAACUUUGAAAACUCUUGGUGACUCGUUUUCGGAAGAUGCAACCAUGGAUGAUAUGUCCGAUUACGUGCUGUCACCACAUGAUGGCUCGCUUACCCAAGAUUAUGAAGCCAACGUCUCAGGCGUUAUGAAGGUUCGACCAAGUGCUGCAGUAGUUUCCGAAAGCGAUGACGAUAUUAUCGAAAGUAUCGAUGCGUCAUAUUUCAUAGAGGACGAUUUUAAUGCUGUCGAUUACGAGAUGAAGAACUAUUUGAUCACCAAGUGUUUGCAGAAGCUCCUUGGCAUUGAACUGCGUCUUGAGGAUGUGGACAGUGAGCGAUUGCGUCUGAAAUCCCAAUUGCAAGUGGUGUCGAAAAAGAUUUCUACUCUUAUCAUGGAGAAGGUUAGCCUCAAAGUCAUUGUUGGAAAGCUGUGGCCUUUCAGUCAACAACGUUUCUUACAGUCGCCGUCCCUAUAA
Molecule: messenger RNA, 483 nt
Organism: Ostertagia ostertagi
Lineage: Eukaryota; Metazoa; Nematoda; Chromadorea; Rhabditida; Trichostrongylidae
Source: the annotation of a GenBank genome assembly